CGGGGGGUGUUUUAGGAUGUCCCGGAGAUCAUUGCGGGUGGUUGCUUUCCUUUUCGAAGGCGAUGAUGCUAAAGAGUACAAAACCGGGGCAAGCAACUGAGGAUGUCAUCCUCUUUGGCUCAGGAGGUUCACCUCGCUAGAAGACACGAGGAGAUACUGUCUCAGAGAUCAGAGCUGCUACAGCAGAUGGAGACUUAUCUAAGAGACAAAAAGACUAAAAAGACAUGGCAAACUCAAGCAGCUGAUGCAGCUCGUAAAAGGAAUGCAGCACUUUUAAAUGAUAUAGAGGCAGCAGAAAAAAGGCUGCAAGAAAGAGUGCAUUUACUUCCACAUCCCGAUACUGUUAAGCUAGAAACUCUCUAUUGGGCAUCAAUAAAAGAAUCUCUUCCCAAGUGGGAAGAGUUUCUUUUAGGAAGAGCAGAAGUUCCUGUUGGCUUUGAGAAAACGAAAGCUACAAAGCAGAGCACAAACUACCCUGAAGAAGAUUCACAGAAAUAA
Molecule: messenger RNA, 498 nt
Organism: Cinclus cinclus
Lineage: Eukaryota; Metazoa; Chordata; Aves; Passeriformes; Cinclidae
Gene: CEP15
Product: centrosomal protein 15
Exons: 5
Coding region: 103-498 (131 amino acids)
Source: RefSeq, a predicted model, not a curated record